Juglans regia (Persian walnut) is the source of this 910-nucleotide messenger RNA. RefSeq lists its product as uncharacterized. NCBI's taxonomy places the organism in Eukaryota, Viridiplantae, Streptophyta, Magnoliopsida, Fagales, Juglandaceae. The transcript is spliced from 2 exons. The record is from RefSeq and is a predicted model, not a curated record. The coding region runs from base 183 to 671 and encodes 162 amino acids.
GGGAUCGCGGGUUUGUCUCAUUGUUGAGUAGGUCAGUUUCAAUUGUCAUCUUCGAGCAUUCGGAGUUCAAGUUUUCUGACCCCUUUGCUUUGUGGCCAUUCAUUCUUGGCAAGCAUUGGAGGUUAUAGAACUACCCUGCUAGAAGAUAUCUGCUUAGACCUUUGUUUGAGACUGUAACAAACAUGGUUCAGAAACUAGAAACUAUAAAGGGUGGGGGAGGAUCCAUUAGGGUUGGUACGACGGGAACUAUAAGUUCCCUGAUGACAAGGGAAUUGGACUCCAUUAAAUUUGCCCCUCAGAUGCCUGUAUCUUCCAGAACCAAACCACAAUCAGUACCUGUUUUAGUUCCCUAUGGUGGUACAACUCCCAAAAGACUACAGCCAAGAAAAUCAUCUGAUGUGGCAAGCAGCAGCUACAAUGAUCAUAGAAGCCCUGAGAUUACCAGGAAAAAUAAAAGCUACGCCACAAAUAUCCAUCGAAUACCGAUGCUUGCCUUUGAUAGUAUUACUCUUGAUAGAAUUCCCAGCGGGGAGAAAAAUAACAAGAAAGGAUCUAACAUAGUCGAGAUUGUGGACAUAAGGUGUGGGAACCAGGAUAGGGCAUGGGCUAGCCCUAUUACAAAUCGUCUCAAGAAGCUGGGUUUCUCGAAGCUAUCAGAGAGUAUUAUCUAAGCUUGCAACUUCUUUAUAUCUGCUUUAAGGUUCCUGUAACUGAAACCAGAAUUCCAAUUGGCCGAUUGUUGUCUGAAACUUCCACCAUAGAAGAUAUACUCGGUAGGAGUCUGCUGUGUUUCUUUUUCUUCUCUUGGGUUGCUAUGUCAGAUCCAAAAGUGCGACUGGAAUGAUCAUGACUACCAGUGGAAGCCAUGUCCUUUAUUUGGAUCUGAGUCUCCUGUGAACUAUCUUGGCAG